GAGAGAAAGAAAGCGUGCGUGCAUGCGUGUGUGUUCUGGUGAGAAGGGAAAUAAAAAAGACAGGAGACCGGGGGCAGCCAGCUCGAAGCGGCAGGCAACACCGAGCCAUGGAGGGCGAUGUGCGUGUCCGAGCAGUGGUGAUGACACGUGACGAUUCUAGUGGCGGUUGGGUGCCCCUUGGAGGUGGAGGCCUCAGCCACGUUGUCAUCUGUAAAGGGAGGAGUUCCGAAAGCCAUGGGCAGAAGGAGUAUGUCAUACGUGGAGAGCGGCUGCGCGAUCGAGCACCCGUGCUUGAAUGUGCCAUUCAAAAGGGUCUGAUCUACAACAAGGUGAACCCCAUCUUCCAUCACUGGCGUGUGGAGGAGAGGAAGUUUGGCCUGACCUUCCAGAGUCCAGCUGAUGCCAUUUCUUUUGAGAAGGGCCUUCAAAUUGUCCUUGACAAGUUAGACAAAGGUUUUGACUCUCCUUCUUCCUCCACACCAGAAGAAGGAGACACUGAAGAUGAUGGUCAAGCAUCUCACACAGGCAGUGAGUCGUCCUCGAACAGCAGAAAGGAGAUGUUGCCCAAGCCCAUCACCAUAGUGACUAGCGAGUCCUCCGCCACUUGCUUUGUCCAUUCUACAGCAGAGGAGUUUGGGUAUGGGGAAGGGCAUGCCAUCACUACUCAGACCCCUGCUCAGGUCCAUAGGCGGCCUUGCCAGCACCAGCUUUCUCAAGUAUCAGCUGUGUUGAACCCUCCAGCCCCUCCUCCCCCACCUCCUGCUCCUCCAACCUCCCCUCUGGCACCCCCAGCCUCCCCACCCUUGUCCCCACUCUCCCCUACCAUGUCCUUACUGGAGGAAGGUGACCUACGCAGUAUCGAUCCAUGCAAGGAUUUAUGGGGCUCGCGGGGUUAUGAGGACUACCGCCGUGCUGGGGCCACACGGACCAAAGUUGGGGGUCUGACAGGAGGUGUCAUGGUAGGAGGUGGGCCAGACAAGUCAGAACUUUGUGUGGUGCACUUUGAGAAAGAACUGGCAGGUGUGGGCACACCAGGCUGUGAGGUCGCGGUUAUGUUGGACACCAAAGGCUCUCGGCGCCACUCCUCCUCACCCACCUGUAUGCCUAAUGCCAUCUCUGGAGCAUCUCCUGCAAGCGGCUCCCCACAGGAGACGGGCAAAAGCUCACCCUCGCCAUGCUGCAUCCAUACUUCACUUGCCACACCCCGCUCUCGGACUCGCAAAAGAGGGGGCAGUGGAACCAGUGGGGGUGGAGAGGCCAUCUCACCCGAUGAUGACAGCCCAUGUCCACAAGGCUCAUCCUCCUGCUCGUCACGCUGUGUGUAUUGUCGCUCAGUGUUUAGUGCCUCGGAGAAUGGACGUGGCCGCUGCCGGGAUGCUCCGGAUCCAGCUUUACACUGCCUACGCCAGUGGACAUGUGUAUGGUGUGCCGAGAGCCUACUCUACCACUGCAUGUCAGACUCUGAAGGCGAGUUCUGGGAGCCAUGUUCGUGUGAAGACUCGCUGGGCCGUAGGCCACACCCACUCUGCUGUGCCGGCUGGAUGGCACUGCUGGCACUGUCACUCUUUGUGCCAUGCAUGUGCUGCUACCUGCCGCUGAGAGCAUGCCUGCGCUGUGGGGAAAGAUGCGGUUGCUGCGGGGGAAAGCACAAGGCUGUGCGGUGAGACCUGGCUUUGGGAGGUUCUGAGGCCAGGGAGAGGUUGUUGUGAUGGAAGGAGAGGGAAGGGAGAACACCAAAUUUUUUCCAUUUAAAAAUAGUUUAAGAGAGCUUGCUCUAUAGCGAUCAUUAAAAAGUCCCUUUCCCCCCCCACAAUCCUCUGCUGCAUUCCGUUUGUACUCUACCAGGACCCUUAAUGGUGGUGCCAACACACAAUGCACUGGCAGCUUUGCAUUGUGCUCUUCAGAGAGACACAAAUAUGCAGGAAGAUGGCUCCCACCGCCAGCUUCUCUCAGCUCCAACUGACUGUUGUUAAGGCUCACAAAAGGAGCAUGCUGAAAACACCAACAUGUAAAGCUAUGCUAGGUUUAUUUUUUGUCUUUUUUAAUUUUAUUUUUUAGGAAAACAGUACAAGGCAAAAUUACAAAAUGUAUAUCUUACUUUCCGUGAAAAUAAGAGGUUUUUGUUUUACACAUAAUUUAUUAACAUGACCCUUUUUACAGAGCUUUGCCUCAAUGUUCCAGAAAGGUUAGAGAGAAAAAAAAAAAUAAUAAAAAAAAUUAUAUAUAUAUAUAUAU
Molecule: messenger RNA, 2235 nt
Organism: Ictalurus punctatus (channel catfish)
Lineage: Eukaryota; Metazoa; Chordata; Actinopteri; Siluriformes; Ictaluridae
Gene: spred3
Product: sprouty related EVH1 domain containing 3
Exons: 6
Coding region: 108-1664 (518 amino acids)
Biological process (GO): multicellular organism development; negative regulation of MAPK cascade
Cellular component (GO): membrane
Molecular function (GO): protein kinase binding
Source: RefSeq, a predicted model, not a curated record